Corapipo altera (White-ruffed manakin) is the source of this 444-nucleotide messenger RNA. Its product is annotated as protein FAM219A-like. Lineage: Eukaryota; Metazoa; Chordata; Aves; Passeriformes; Pipridae. The record is from RefSeq and is a predicted model, not a curated record. The coding region runs from base 1 to 444 and encodes 147 amino acids. The transcript is spliced from 4 exons.
AUGUCCUUUGCUAUUAAUUCUGCUUUUCCCCUUUAUAUUCCAUAUGCAGAGAAGCAGAGGGAGCUGGCUCAGAAGGGAUCCCUGAAGAACGGCAACAUGGGAAGCCCAGUUAAUCAGCAGCCCAAGAAGAACAACGUGAUGGCACGAACAAGGUUCGUCGUUCCCAAUAAGGGCUAUUCGUCAUUAGAUCAGAGUCCAGAUGAAAAGCCACUGGUAGCCCUGGAUACGGACAGUGAUGAUGACUUUGACGUGUCCAGAUAUUCCUCCUCAGGAUACUCAUCGGCUGAGCAGAUCAACCAAGACUUGAAUAUCCAGCUGCUAAAGGAUGGGUACCGGUUAGAUGAGAUCCCAGAUGACGAGGACCUCGACCUAAUUCCCCCUAAAUCGGUCAACCCUACUUGCAUGUGUUGCCAAGCCACAUCCACCACCUGUCACAUCCAGUAG